Molecule: messenger RNA, 5290 nt
Organism: Plectropomus leopardus (leopard coralgrouper)
Lineage: Eukaryota; Metazoa; Chordata; Actinopteri; Perciformes; Serranidae
Source: RefSeq, a predicted model, not a curated record
GUACAUGACAUGAAAGGAAAGUAUCAAGCGAAACUUGUCCUGUCAAAAUUACAUCAUUUCUGUGUAGCAAGACUCAUCAAAAGUGUUGAGCGCCUUACCAUAAGCAAGACUUUAGAAUAUGAAGCUAACUGAAGUCAUCCCUUGAAAGUUGCUCUACAUGCAAUGUGAUUUGGAUUUCCACACAGGCAAGGAGGGGCCUAUUCUGUACUUCAGCAUCAAAGUAAUGCUGGUGCUCUCAUCAGUGUAACAUCUGUAUCAGUGGUACAACCUAAAAUGGAAUUCAAAACAACAUGAUAGCCACUCAAUAUCCUGGGGAGCUUCAGGUGACUUACAGUCUAGCUUAGUUGCCGCAAGGCUAUGCACAAUCACAAGAAAAUUUCAGUGAACUCACACACCACACCAACUGAAGUCACAUGCAAUUAUAGUAAGCACUGGAUUCCAGCACCCAGUACCCAUGGAUAGUGAAGGUAUUCCUUGGAACAGUCACUACCAAAUAAGCAGAGACGGUGAGGCUGAGUUUCGUUUCUCAUCACAUGUAUCUGCCCAACACAGCAAUUCUUUUUGGACAUCAGCUUAUGAGAACUCUAUAAGACAAUCUGUUUAUUUCAGUGAAAAACACAGGGAGUGUUCCAGGCAAAAUGUUUGUAGACAUUUCCUGAAAGGAGCAAAUUUGAACAAAAAUCCUGCACUGCAGCAAAGACAAUAUUUGAAUUCUGCCUCAUUAGCUGGCACCACAGCAACAGCUCAUAAAUUAAAGAGACCCACGCCACUGCUGAUUGACUUAAUAAAAGGAAAUUCCUCAGAUUCCAAAUCCUCUACUUCGAUGUCUUCUCUGUCAGAGAAAACCAGCAUUAAUGCCAGCAUUAAACUAGCUAAACUGCAGAAAUCUUUGCCACUGCUGACUGCCUUACUGAAGGAAAAUACAUCAGAUUCUGAAAUCUGUAUCACAGCAUCUUCUCUGUCAGCAGAAACUAAUGCCAACAUUGAACUUAAUACUUUUACAAACUUUUCAGGUGAAAGACAUUGCAGACAUCAGCAAGUCAAAGGGUCAUCAGCUGCUCUAAAGUGUGGACAGAUGAGAGGAGGAACUCCCCCCAUCCUCUACCAGCAGCACGUCUCUUCGUCCUCUGUCAGCAGUCUGUCAUCUUCAGAAAAUGUCUGUCCUGUUGGACCUCCUACAGAUGACGAUAUAAUGGGCUUUAUUAAACAAAAGCUUGCACACUCUGGGACUGUUUUAACUCAAAAAACAAAAGAUUAUGGAUAUCCCAACAAGGCGUCGGACAGGAAAGUCUACUCACUGCAGUCGGACCGCACCAUGCCAGAGGUUGACCUUCUCCCCACAACCUCGGUCUCUGACAAAGAAGAUGUGGCAGGGCUCAGUCACAGCAAAGCUGAGACUGGGCAGUACACUGCUCCUUUUGGACAAGCACUUACGGAGGACGGUUCAAAGAGCAGUGGGGCAAAAUCUAAGCAGAAGUCUAAAGAGACAGAAAAUCAACAAAUAAUGAGGAAAGUUCCUACCACCUGCACAAAGAAUGAAGAUGAGAGUCAAGUGCUCCAUCCAUCCAAGCAUUUGGAUGGCAUAGGCCAAGUGCCUGAUGACAGAGAGGGCCGCAUUACAGAACAGGCGAACAGAGAUACAGCCCUGAAACCAGUGGAUGCAGUAGAGUUGGACAAUGUGCAAUGUAUGACUGACUUGUCAGAGGAUCAUCAAACGAAGUCAGCAUCAGUGGUAUCUGAAAACAAAGUAUUUGAAUUCAAAUCAGCCAUUGAAAAUCAAGAGGCAAGUCCAAAAAAAGAUAAAAACAUUGGUGAUCAACAGCAUUGUAUUUUUACCAGUAAGGAAGCAAUAGCACAUUCCAAGCUAACUUCAUCACUCGAUGAAAUUCAGAUUCAUAAUGUGGUCUCAAUUUCUACAAACUCAAGUGAACGGCUGAGCAACCUGAUAAGUUUGGGGGAUGCAGGUUGUAUGAAUUUACCAACUGAUUUAAGCAUAGCCCAACCCGCAAGCAUAGCACUUCCUGAAACUGAGGCAGAAGAGCACGUCCCUCCAUCUGAAAGGGAGGGUGAGGAAGAACUCUCUAUGAACACUGUAAAACAGUCAGUGUAUGAAGACAUUUCAGAUGAUGAACACCCAUAUACAGAGCACAAGGAAGUAAGCUGUCCAGCACACUCUGAAGACCUGGUAUAUGAAGAUAUAAGUGAAGAUGAAAGUCCACAGAUUGAGUAUAUUGCUGGUGAGAUGUCUUCACUCACACAAGCAUCUGAACCCAUUGUUGAGCUGUCACCAUUUGAAGAUGAUGCUUAUGGACUUGUGCAGGGUCAGGCUUCAAUGAAGACAGAAAUCACUUCAAAUGAGGAACUUGUUCUACAAAAUCAGCCUCCACCAAAGACAGAGAUACUUUAUAUAACACAGUGUUCUAAAACUGAUACUAGUUGUGAAGGUCUGCUGUGUCCAAAAGAUGAUAGUGGGAGUCAGGAAAACCACUCUGUUUCAUGUAGUCCGUCCUCUGUUUCGACAGAUGAAGAUGAGACGGAAGAUGAGAUGGAUGAUGGCUGGUUUUUCAUUCCUGUAGAUGUGUCGGACCUUAAAUUUGAAGCAGAUGAUGACCACAUGGAUAGCUUACAAGAAAAUGCGCUAGAUGUCGGGGAAACAAGAGACCAAGAAGGACAGUGUGACCCCAAUCCAACACUCUGGCCAUCUACAUAUCCAGAAGCUUUUUCACCGGUAGAGGUGUUUGACACACUUGAGACCUUUCAGCAAGUGACAGCGGUGGAAUUUAAGGCAGUGUUGGAGUUGCCAUCAGGCAGCAGCACACCUGAGCAUGAAACAGACUCUGAGGGAGAACCACAUACACCCAAGAACAGGAGAGAGUCUGUAGAUAGCUCUGAAACUGAAGACAGUAUUAAUUACUCACCUGCAUCGGAACGCAACAUCAUGACAGUGUCCAAGAAGUUGCUGAAGAGCUCAGCACCUCUGCCCUCAGAGACAGAUGUUUUUGUGUCUGCAAAAGAGGAUGAAUGCUCAGAGGUUACACAUAUGCCAAAAGGUCAAACUAGCUCGGAAAAGUCCAGAAUUUUGGAAGGACUUAGACAAAAGGUUCAAGCAAACCCUAAGCAUGCUCAAACUAAAACCAAAGAACACAAGAUUUCAAAACAGGAUGAGAUAGUAACAAGUAGAUCUGACAUGAAGGAUCAAAGCGACCAAAACAGCAAUACAAUCGCAAAAGGAAAGUCAUUUUUCUCUUCAAGCUCAGAUGAUGAUGUAGAUGCAGAAAAUUGGGGGCAGCGCAUUAAAACUAAAGCGCCUUCUGAGCAUGUUCAACAUAACAGACAAAAUUCUUCAAAUGAAGAACUAAUUGAAAUUAUUAUAAUCGACUCUGAUUCAGAGGACGACAAUGGCCAAAACUACAAAAAGCCAAGCAGGAAGAGAUCCUUGUUUACGGGGUUAGGCAGUUAUGAUGCCUCAUGUGUUAAAGAAAGGAGACAGUCACCUAUAACUGUGGUCAGUGACUCUGGAACUGAUGAAGAAACAAUUCAAGAAACUAGACUGUCCUCUGCAGACCCAUCACCGCCACAGCAUAGGUCUAAAUUCCAUGAUACAAAGGUUCAAGACGUAAUGCAGGAUGCAUGCUCUGACCUGUCACAAAGCUUGAGGAGGAGUGGACAGCUGAUUGGAGCUAAAGGUAGCUCUGAGCAUGGUGAUCACAAGAACAACAGGCAAAGGAUGUCAAAGAGAAGGGCAGUUUUCCAUGAUUCUGACAAAGUGGUUAAAAAAAGCAAAUUUUUCAAUAAGACAGCAAAUACAGAGGGAUUUCUUACAUCGAGAUCAGAGUAUAGUGGUGAUGAUGUAUCUACCACAAAAAACAGAACUUCUUCUGAAAUUGUGGACAGUCUUUGUAGAACUGGCAGGGCACAGCCUCAAAAAACCAGACUGUCACCUGAAGACUCAGAGAAGCAGACCCUGUCUGCAGACGAAGAGACUGACCCUAUUGUUGGUCCUAAUCCUCUGAAUUCCCGCCUUUUUGUUGCGGAGCCUUCUCAACCUGCUAAAAACUUGAAACUUUUAAAUGAAUCUAGAGUCCACAAGCAGGGUAAAAAUGGUACUCUGCCUCCAAAGACCACCACAGCAUCCAGCCCAAAGACAGACUCGUUGUCAUCCAAAUCACAGCCUGCAAAUAAUAGACACCAUGUAAAGGACAAUGAUGUUCAGGCCAACAUAUCAAAAUCCAAAGUGGUUUCGAGACAACUUUCUUUACCAGGACAGAAAGGCCCAUCCACAUCCUUGAACAAUUUGCCUUCUACAAGCAGACAGCCUUCUGAAGCCAGAUGCAGUUUAGCUGUCUCAAGAGCUUUGUCUCAUCCUGGAGAAAAUGUUGCAUUUGCUCCAAGACAUUUGUCUUCAUCUGAACUUCAGCCCGCUAACAGCAACCCCUCGACAAUAAACCGCCCUUGUACCAUUUCAAAAGGCCCAUCAUCUUUUGGUACUAAGCCAUUAUCAACAAGGGAACAGGUGAUCAAAGACUGGAAGGAAGGAUAUCACCCAACACGGAGAGACAGAAAACCUAACCUGGGGAUGGAGGAGUACUCCAGCACUUCAAAUACUUUGUCAAGGGAAGCUAGACCAGGGCCACGUCACCGUCGCAGGGCCAGACAAAGGCGGCCCUCCUAUGAGACUGCAGCCCGCUGGGUGAAGCAGAGCAAGACUGAGGCCAUACAGAGGACAGUGGACAUAAGACGGGAGUCCACAGUAAAACCAAGCCUCCCUGGUGAAGGAUACAAGUGGAGAUCAGCCAACAAGUCCAAUGAAAGUUGGAGAAUUGAGCUGGAUUGAGAUGACCUGUAGAUCUUCCCCAAGGCCCCCAUCACUGAGGAAAAAGAUGGCAGUUUCGACGAUUCCUAAGUUUGUUCCACUCCCAAAGGGACAGGCGGUUGAUGGGCUAAAACAUCAGCCAGUGUUGUAACUGAUUUGAUCUUUAUUUUCCAAAGCAUUUUCUGUGUUUGAACAGUUUGUGUGUUUAUAUGUAUACUGUAUAUAUGUAUACUGUGGUAUACUUGUUGGAAAUGGCAUUGUUUAUUGUUUUGAUACUAACAGAAAAAUGUUCCUUUUAUCUGCUACCUCAAACUGUCUGAACAUUUUGCAUCAAGUUGUUCAUUUUCUUUGUUUUUGCUCUGAAUACUGUGUAACCUUUUGUUUUUACUUUGAGAACUUUGUUCUGAUUGCACUAUGCUGUGUUACAUUGCUUUUUAAAAGAGUUAAUAUGAAAAUACAUAAAAGUCUUAAACAAUC